UCCAAUUCUGGUUCUUGUUAAUUGUCGUCAAGUAGACCAGAAAACCAGAAACUCAUUAAAAUAUUUGUCUGAGCCAAAAUACACUAAAGAUAAGCGACGGAAAUGUCAGGAAAGGUGUUGUAACCAAUUUUUCCCGCGAAUCGCAAGACACCACGUAGAAUAUUUGCAUAAAGUAGAUCAAGUUGAUCGAAUUGUGACUGAAAAUCGCAUUAUUUCCCAACGUGGAGGCCGUGAAUACACAAGUGUGAAUUAGUGCUUUGAAGUAAUUCAAUACUGCAUAUUUUCAAGGGUUUUCGGCUGCCCAAAAUUGUGAAAUUCAAUGAAAUAAGAAUGGCUGAUGAAUGAAAAAGUGCCGCUUCUGCACUAUCACUUUUGCAUAUAUGAGCCAGACAAGGAACAGACAGCAAAUCGCGAAAAAUGGGACAGACUGCCACGUGAUGUGGAGCAUCAUCGCCAGGACGCGUUGAUAAGAUGUGCAAAGAGUUGAUUUUGAAGUGCAACUCAGCGAAAAAGUUGAAUCAUUUUAGACAAAAUGACGCGCCGCGCCCGUUCGCCAGGAGUCGCCGCGACGGUGUGAUUUGCUGCUUUGACAGGAAGUUCCAUGAAUAUCGUGGUGAUUGUGAAAAGUUUUCCACUGCCAGAGUGUGUUGGAGGUGUUUGAUUUCACAGUGAAGUUGGGAAUCGUGACGAGUGGCGUGCUUGGCGAAAGAAUUCAAUAAGGACUCCUCAUCCAAGUCUCUGGCUCCUGUCAAUUCGUGCACAUCCACACAAAGUGGGUGGGAAUCAGUGCAGUUCACGAUAGUUUUUUUUUCCCCGAGAAUAGCUGCGACUCCCACUGACAGCCUGCCAUGGCAGAUUGCGUGAAUUCCGUGUGACUUGACUUGGAAAAUCACAAGUGAAAAUAAUGUACGUGAGCUCGAGUCCGCCGGGGCGAAAGAAACGCAUCAUCAAGAGGACGACAUGGGGCUCCAGGGAUCGUGCUGGCAUGAGCUUUCUCAUUGUCGUCGCCUUCUUUGCCAUCUUCGGCAUCAUCAUACUCACAGAGGUAUUCAUGAUUGACGACAGGAGUCGAACAGGUGGCUCUCUCCUGCGCCACGUAAGCCUGUCCAAUCGAUUAGGGGAGUCCAUACCUGAUUAUGAGGACACAAAGCUUGACUACAACUUCGAGGAGGCGUCGCUCUUCAUGCGUGACAAGUUCGUGCGAGAUCACUCGGGUGGGUUCCGCCUCAACGAUCCCAUCCUCUUUGACUCGGCCAACAUCCAAGUGCCCAUCCCUGUGGCGCCUGACGGCGAGGCGCGCGGCCACAACGCCGCCGCCGGCAUCCACGCCAUUCCCUGGGGUCAGCUGCUGGAUCCCAAGAUCGAGAAGACGCUGCCGCCGUAUCCGCACGUCGGCAACGUCACCAGGACUCCUACGGAUGGAUCCUGGCAGGUGGUCAACGGCACGCGCUUCAAGUUCUUCGUCUUCUCUGCCUUCUACGACCGUCGCGAUGCGCGCAUGGUUCGCGUCGUGGGCGCCACGAAGACGCGCGGCCCGGAGAGGGUGUGGUGUCGCUUCUGGUAUCCCACGGCGAACGGGACGCACCACUAUUCGGCGACUGUGAUGGCGCGCGUGAAGGUGAUCCGGGAGAAUUGGAAUCUCAAGUACAGCGCCUGCUUCGUCAUCUGCCCUCUGCGCGCCGCCAAGCUCAACGUGCCCCACGCCGUGAGCAUCGUGGCGCGCCUGCGUCUUCCACCAGGCAAUGUCCUGCUGCUGCGGAACACGGAUCGCGACAUUGACGCCAAUCGCACGGCGACCAACGCAACGGAACUGGGCGUUUGCGUGAAGCCGCUGCACUUUAGCUACGACAAGGCUCUGUAUCUGCUGGAGUUCCUCGAGCUCAACUCCAUUCUGGGCGUGAGCCACUUCACCUUCUACAACCACACCAUCGGACCAAAGGCCGCCUGCAUCCUGAAGCACUACAUGAACGGCGACAUCCAUCGGCUGCACGUGCGGAACAACCAAACGGUCGAGCGGCAGGUGACUGUGUCUCUCCUGCCGUGGAACCUGAAGAUGCAGUCGCAGAAGGAGAUCCGCACCGAGGGUCUCUUCGCGGCGCUCAACGACUGUCUCUACCGCAGCAUGUACAGGCACACCCACGUGGCGCUCAUCGACCUGGACGAGUACAUCAUCCCGCGGCACAACUACACGCUGACAGAAUUGCUCGCUUGGCUCGCGAAGCGCAUCAACGCUCGCAACACUGGAGCUUACUCAUUCCAAAAUGCCUUCUUCUACCUUCAAUUCGCCGACGACGCCGUCGUCUAUGACACCGAGACGCCCAACGCUGACUUCCGCGCCAGCUUGCUCACGCAGCGCAAGACGCGGCGGAGAUCCAAGCUGCAUCCGCAGAAGCAGCGCUCCAAGUACAUCUGCCGCCCGGAGGUGGUGAUUGAGGCGGGCAAUCACUUCGUGUGGGAGUUCGUUCCGGGCCGCGGCACCCUCAACGUGCCCGCGGACUCCGCCAUUCUGCAGCACUAUCGCGUGUGCGAAUUCGGCGGCGACGACUGCAUCAAGACGCCCUCGAUUGCUGACCGCACGGCGCACAAGUACAGUGCCAAUCUUAUCGAUCGCGUCGCGUCGACUUACGCUCACCUCAAGGACACUUGCCACCUGUCCGACCUAGCGCCGCCACCCACUCGCCCACCGCCCACCAAGAAGCACACGCUCACGCUGAACAACGCGCCGCGAAACUCAACGAAGGGAAGCAAACCGCACUAAACGAACAUGAUCAGCGAGAGGACGAAUUUCGAGGGGUACCUAAUGACUUAUCAUUGAAUGAUAAUCAAAAUAUUGCUUAGAUUACUUGAUGCUUAAAGUAUUUUCAUUGGGAUUUUCAUGUUCUGCAGGGAGAUAGACGUUCGUGGUGUUUGGGUACCGCCUUUGAAUUCAAUCAAGGACAUUUGGCACAAUUUAGCAUGAAAUUAAGGGGGAGACAAUAUGGCUCAAUAAGUGGUGUACAGCUUAGCAGGAGUGUUUGCAAUUCUCCUUUCUUAAACACUGGAUUUGUUUAGAGUUCAAGAAAUCUACUUCCUGAAUUCUACUUCCAGAUUAAGCCAUAUUGUCUCCGCCUUGAGUGAAAUCCAGUGCCCUUUUCACGCAGAGAUAUUAAUAAAAUAACAUUGAAUUGUAUACCUUCGUAGGAAGAAUUCAAGUGGACAGAACAAUGAUGAUACCAAGGAUGAAAGUGUCAAAGGGAAUCGCCUAAAAUGUUAAGGGUUGAAAGUGACUGGCAAAAGGCGAGGGAGGAAGAGUGGAGAAGGAGCAAGAAAAUUGCUGUAUCAAAUACAAUUCCCACCCACAGAAAUGCCGUGCGAGAACGUUUUUGAGGGAAUUGAAUAAAUUGGUAAUAAAUUGGAGUGCCAAAGAAAAUUGAAUGAGUGAGAGAGAGAGUGAUCUUCUUCCCGUGCUCAUUUUCACAUCAGAAUUUGUGGGUUCAGAGUUUGAGUGGGAAAAUUCUGGUGAAAAUCACAUAAAUGGAUGAACACAGAAAAUCCCCAUUUUGCCUCCCAAACCCCCAAAAAAUAAAAACAACACAGAAAACUGAGUGAGCGGAGUGGAAAAACAAUGGCUUUUCUGGCUCAAAAAUGGCUUAAUAAAAUUGAAAAUCUCUCCUUGUUCAGUGGAAGAAGAAGCAGAAAAAAAGAGUUGAUUUAGUUUAGGAGAAAACAUAGCUGAUGAAAUGAAAAUAAGUAGAUUCGCCAUUCAUGUUGGUUGGAAUGCAAAACUUCCAAAAUAAUCACAUGGAGGAAAAUUAGCGUGAAAAUUGCUUGAAUAGACCGCUCUCGACUAUUCCAAAGGAGAGAUGAAAAUAACAAUUCUCCGAGUAAAAUCAUCUGUUCCCAUUGAAGAUGAAAUUAGACAUUUAACAAUUAUGAUAUUAUUUUGUGGAAUUCAACAGGAAUAAUUAUUAUUAUGCUUUAGAGUGACCAAAAGGAGCAUUAAACAUAGCGGCGCAUGUUUGUUUAUUUGACUUCCCCAAACCUAUUUUUUAAAUACGGAAACCAUAUCAGAAUAAAGAGCGAAUAAAGGAAAUGAUUUUCUUACUUUACCUUUACACACACACACACACACAGACAUUUUUCCUCUUCUGUAAAUUCACACAGUGAUUUAUAGAUCUUUAAUAAAUAAAGUGAUUUUAUUUUCAUUAAUAA
Molecule: messenger RNA, 4191 nt
Organism: Phlebotomus argentipes
Lineage: Eukaryota; Metazoa; Arthropoda; Insecta; Diptera; Psychodidae
Exons: 5
Coding region: 905-2758 (617 amino acids)
Source: RefSeq, a predicted model, not a curated record